This is a messenger RNA of Prunus dulcis (almond), 1178 nucleotides long. RefSeq lists its product as uncharacterized. The record is from RefSeq and is a predicted model, not a curated record. Bases 213 to 1028 code for a protein of 271 amino acids. Gene Ontology annotation, molecular function: protein binding. Gene Ontology annotation, cellular component: chloroplast. The transcript has 8 exons. NCBI's taxonomy places the organism in Eukaryota, Viridiplantae, Streptophyta, Magnoliopsida, Rosales, Rosaceae.
CAAAUAUAGCCGCGCGGCGAAGGUGAAGACUCAGUAAAAGUAGAGUUGAAGAAUUGUUGGCUUUUGGCGCCUUAUCCCUCUUCCCACCGCAUAUCCAUAACUUUGCACAAAACCAUCAAAAUUGAAUUUGACCCAUUAAAGCUCAUCCAAAGUUUCCACUUUGACUCUCAAAUUUCUCAUUACCCAGUUCAAGAUUGCCUCUUUCUUCAUCCAUGGCUAUGCCCCAAAACCUCAAACCCACUAUCACACCAUUCCUAACCUCCCCUUCAGUUUCAUUCAAAACCCAGAACAGCUCACUCUUCUUUGGCACAAUUACUUCAGCAAGUGACAACUACAGAACCCAGCCAGCACCAUUUUCAUUCAAAAGUCGCACUAACUCACAAUUCUUCAGCACCAGAAGACUGUUCCUCCCUUCAGUUUCUGGCAUCUGGGAUGCCUUAACUAGCGGUAACAAUGCCCGUGAAGCCGUUGCCGCGAUUCGACAUGGAAUGGUACUCUUUAGGCAGGGUGAUGUUUCAGGGUCUGUAGCAGAAUUUGACAAGGCAAUUGAGUUGGAUCCUCGCCAACAGGCAUAUCUUUGGCAAAGGGGGCUAUCGCUUUACUAUCUUGAUAGGUUUGAAGAAGGGGCAGAGCAGUUCCGAUUAGAUGUUGCACAGAAUCCAAAUGAUACAGAGGAGUCCAUUUGGUGCUUUCUAUGUGAAGCUCAAUUAUAUGGGACUAGUGAAGCAAGGGAACGAUUUCUUGAGGUUGGCCAAGAUCCGAGACCUGUUAUGCGAGACGCCUAUAACAUGUUUAAAGAAGGCGGUGAUCCAGAAAAGCUUGUUGCAGCAUUUUCAAAAAGCCGAGAGAGUGAUUACUUCUAUGCUUCUUUAUAUGCUGGGCUUUAUUAUGAAAGUCAGAAGAAAACGGAUGCCGCCGAACUUCAUAUUGUUACUGCGUAUCAGUCUCCUUAUGGACAGAGAUCUGAUGACUACAUGGCUUCUCUAGCCAAAGUUCAUUGUCUUUGUCGAAAGUGGAGUUUGAAUUGAAGUAUUUGGCUCAAGCUCAGUCAAUCUUAUGUUCAAGUUGGUUUAUCAUGUGUUCUGAUUCUCAUAUUAUUGUAAGGCAAUGUUGUUCAGUUGAAGUGGGUGUAGGGGCAACCUAAAUAUUAUUGAAGAGUGUGAAGUCCAUAUUGGAAA